This is a messenger RNA of Durusdinium trenchii, 2059 nucleotides long. The record is from the annotation of a GenBank genome assembly. NCBI's taxonomy places the organism in Eukaryota, Dinophyceae, Suessiales, Symbiodiniaceae.
CAAUGACAUUGUGGUAAUGAGCAAUGGCGUUAUGGUAAUGACGUAAUGACGUUAUGGGUCAUGGUUACGGUCUGAUUUGUGGGUUUCUGGACGGUGUCAGUGAGGUUUUACAUGUUGGUUUUGGGGGUUGGGCCUCGAUGAGCAUUGCACUGCAGCUUUUUUGGUUCAUGAUAUAGAAACACAACUUCAUGAGAGAGUUAUUUUUGAACAGUUUGGUUGCCCGUUGUUGAAGUGUUGCUGUUGAGACUUUCAGAAACAGACCAAUGGCUUUCGUUUCCGGAUCCCCGAGUUUUUUCGUGUUGGUGUAAUAGAUUGGGCAUCCGUGUGGCACAGGUGACACACCAGGGCAAGCAGUUCACACGCACUGUCCCCGAAAACCACGGAACCUCUGUGAGCCCUUUGGCAGGUACCAAAACAAUUGAUAGAUCUUGGAGGUCGUUGAAAGAGUUUCUAGCACCUAUGUCCGGGAUGACAACUGUAAUUCUGAGGUGUCGUUCGUUUCUGGGGGUGUGAAGAGCUAGUUCUGAACCGGAAUUCUGAGGUGUUUUGGACACUGUUGUCUUAUCCUUAGUCAGGGGCCAUAUUUAAUCAUACCCUUCACACCUUCGAAUUUCUCCCCGCUGGCCCUGCGAAUAUUGAAGCAAAGGGAUCGUGUACAAGAGCACCAAAACAAUCCAAAACACACGGCCAUCUAUGGCACGUAUACCUAACUUCAUCGAUGUCGCGGCUUCCAGCACCAAAAACUGAUUGGUCCUCACAGUUUCCAACCUGUGUUCAGGAAGAAUGUCACCAAGAACUGGAAUCCAGAGAGGAGACUACCACGCUUGAUCCCUUGAGAGUGUCCAAGCUACAACAGCUGGAGCAGCAGAAUCAGUUUUUGGCCAACGAGCUGGAGGAGAUGGAAUCGCAGCUCCGCAGCGGGCGUAGCCCGAAGAGCCGCGGACGAAGGGAGCUCCAUGGCGCGGCGGAGGGUGCUGAGGCCUUGCGAAGCGAGCUGGGAGAGGUGAAGGCGACCGAAGAAGCGCAAGAGGCCCGAUGGCACCUGGAGGAACGGACGUGGAACUCGGAGCUGAAGGAAGUGAAGGAGCAGGAUCGGGCACUGCUGUCGGCGCUGGAGGCUAAGCUUCGAGGGCUGGUGGAGGCCAACCAGCUGCUUCAGGAAGAGUUGCACCGUGAGGAAGAGAAGACACGACAGAAGACCACGGCGCUCAGCACCGAGGUGCUGCAACUGCGGCAAGAUUUGUGGCUCCAUAGCCCAUCCGAGCGCUCAGAGCUUUGGAGUGGCGCAGACGGUUCGAGCAGGCGAAGCUCGAAGACGUCCAGCCGUGGGUCGACCGGCACACGCCGGUCGGCCACAGCCAGCUUCAAGCCGCUGGAAGAGAUCCCUUCCCUGGCCGCCGACACCGCAGUGACCGCGACGACCGCAACGACCGCGACGACCGCGGCUUCGGUGGAGGCGGCGGCGACCGUGGCGAUGGCGGCGGCGCGGAGAGCGUCGGCGGUGGUGGGAGGCCUGGUCGAUGAUGCGCUGCUGAGUAUGGGCGACUUGAUGGAACCGAAGGAGCCUAAGGCGACGAGUGACCGUGGGGUCCAAGACCCCAAACUGGAGGUCGACCAGGCGGAAACAGCGGCCACGGCGGCAUCCAGUGCGGCUUCGACGACGUGGUCGGAGUUCUGGGCCUCGGGCAGUCGACACUCGGCCAGCGCGCUGGAACACUUCGGCCAGUUGCUGCAGCAACAGGUGAAUUCCGCCGCGGAGGGGCUGACGACUCGUCCUUCCCGCCAAGACGAUCACAGCCGUUGAACGAAGCGUCGCUGCUCGCGGCUGUCGGCUGUAGGUGAAGUUGACUGGCCAAACUCCUGUGUGGAGAGCAUCGUGAAAUUGGAUGGAACAAGAGAUUCCGGUGGAAUGGUGCGCGAAAGCGCACGUGCGUGGGCGCGAAAAAAAGGGCCGAACGCUGCAUCGAAGCUUCAGCGCGUGCAGAUGAAACUGCACUUGAAUUGGUUUGGGGAUGCGUAGGGAACAUUGAAGGAUGAAGACGAGAGUCCGACAGAUGGG